GCGCCGUACUGGUUACUGGACUCGCCCGAGUCGCGUUUACCAUUUCUUAAACCCUUUUAAAGCCUCUCAAGGCUCCAAGACUAAAUUAUGAAACCAGGAAGAGCCACGAAACAUUUUUGAAGGCUGAAGGGAUAUGUCUGUCUCGUUCUCACUUUCUCUAAUCCCUCAAAUCCCUUUCUUCUCUGUAACUAACUUUGAUGGGAGUAGAAGAGGAAGUGGGCUGUUGAGAAAACCGCUGAUGGUUGGGAGUUUGGUGGUGAGAGCAGGUCCAAAGAGGAUAUCUUUCGGGAGAGAUUGCAGAGAGGCAUUACAAGCUGGGAUUGAUAAGCUGGCUGAUGCUGUUUCUGUCACCCUGGGACCUCGAGGACGCAAUGUUGUUCUUUGUGAGUCUGAGACACUGAAAGUAGUUAAUGAUGGUGUCACCAUUGCUCGGGCUAUAGAGCUUUCCGAUACAAUUGAGAAUGCAGGAGCAACUCUAAUUCAAGAGGUCGCAAGUAAAAUGAAUGAUUUGGCUGGUGAUGGUACUACCACUGCAAUCAUUUUAGCCCGAGCCAUGAUCAAGUCUGGGUUGUUGGCAGUUUCUUUUGGAGCUAAUCCUGUUUCUCUGAAAAAGGGAAUGGAUAAGACUGUAAAAGAAUUGGUCAAGGCCCUGAAGAAGAAAAGUUUGCCAGUGAAAGGGAGGGAGGAUAUAAAAGCUGUGGCUUCAAUCUCUGCUGGUAAUGAUGAAUUUAUUGGGAACUUGAUUGCUGAAGCUAUAGACAAGAUUGGCCCUGAUGGAGUAAUUUCUGUUGAGUCAUCCUCAUCCUCUGAAACCUCUGUGAUAAUUGAAGAAGGAAUGAAGAUUGACAAGGGAUAUAUGUCACCACAGUUCAUUACCAAUCAGGAUAAGUCUCUUGUGGAGUUUGACAAUGCUAAAGUCCUUGUAACUGAUCAAAAGAUUUCAACUGUCAAAGAAAUUGUUCCUUUACUAGAAAAGACUAUGCAACUGAGUGUCCCUUUGCUCGUCUUUGCUGAGGAUAUCUCCAUGCAAGUGCUGGAAACACUAGUUGUGAACAAAAUGCAAGGUGUACUUAAUGUUGCUGUUGUCAAAUGUCCAGGAUUUGGGGAGGGAAAGAAAGCCCUGUUGCAAGAUAUUGCCCUUAUGACAGGGGCUGAUUUUCUUUCUGGAGAUUUGGGACUGACACUUGCUGGUGCAACGUCUGAUCAGCUUGGUGUUGCACGAAAAGUGACUAUAACAAGCAAUUCCACAACCAUAGUUGCUGAUCCUUCUACUAAAGCUGAAAUCCAGGCAAGAAUUAUGCAGAUCAAAAAGGAUCUAGCUGAGACUGAUAGUGCAUACAUGUCAAGAAAGCUCUCGGAAAGAAUUGCUAAACUCUCUGGUGGUGUGGCAAUCAUUAAGGUAGGAGCACAUACUGAGAUGGAACUUGAAGAUCGUAAACUAAGAAUUGAAGAUGCAAAGAAUGCCACAUUUGCUGCCAUGGAUGAAGGGAUAGUACCCGGAGGUGGUGCCACUUAUAUACAUCUUUCAGAGCAGAUUCACAUGAUAAAGAAUUCUAUGGAAGACUCAGAUGAACGGAUUGGUGCUGAUAUUGUAGCACAAGCACUCCUUGCACCUUUAAAAGUAAUUGCAACUAAUGCAGGCAUUGAUGGAGACGUUGUUGUGGAGAAGACUAGAACGUGUGAUUGGCAAAUAGGGUAUAAUGCAAUGUCAGGAAGCUACGAAGAUCUUAUCAAUGCCGGAGUUGUAGAUCCUUGUCGAGUUUCAAGGUUUGCCCUACAAAAUGCCGUCUCUGUUGCUGGGAUAGUUCUAACUACUCAAGCGAUAAUGGUGGAGAAAACAAAGAAGCCCAAGCCACCUGUCCCUCAUGUCCCAGGAAUAACUCCUUAAAGAAAAGGUAAGAGUAAAAAACAAUACAGGUAGAUGAAAGCUGAAGUGGCCAAGACAGAAGCCACCAAGCUGUUUUUACAAUGGUUGCAACCAAGCCUGUGAUUCCAGGUUGCUUGGUUUUUUAGCCAGAAUGGAAACGUGCACCUUGCCAUUUAUAGCCUAAAUGAGUGUACUGAAUUACAGUACUUCCUUGUAACACUAAAUCUUUUUGUUCAUGGAUUAAAUCAGGGAAGGCCUUCACUUUCCUCAUUCUGCCUCCUGAGUCCUUCCUAGGCCCCUUCCCACCCUUUUUCUGCCUCUCCUGCAGCUGGCAGCCCCAUAUGUUCCUUCUGUGAAAUUUAGUUAGCUGUUCUGUAAAAUUUAUCUUAACUGAUGUAUUGGAUUUGUCAAUUUUGAUGAACUAGUUUUGAUAUCAAUUACUGCAUUUUGAAGUCA
Molecule: messenger RNA, 2323 nt
Organism: Theobroma cacao (cacao)
Lineage: Eukaryota; Viridiplantae; Streptophyta; Magnoliopsida; Malvales; Malvaceae
Gene: CPN60ALPHA2
Product: TCP-1/cpn60 chaperonin family protein
Biological process (GO): protein refolding
Molecular function (GO): ATP binding; ATP-dependent protein folding chaperone
Source: RefSeq, a predicted model, not a curated record